This is a messenger RNA of Symbiodinium sp. CCMP2456, 246 nucleotides long. The record is from the annotation of a GenBank genome assembly. NCBI's taxonomy places the organism in Eukaryota, Dinophyceae, Suessiales, Symbiodiniaceae.
UACCCGGGCAACGACACGGGGGAGAUCAUCGUGGCCGUGCACGAGGGCAUGUGUGGGUGCGUCCUCAGUGACAUGACUACUUUCCGGGAGGUGCCUCAGAGUUUCUGCACGUACUACUGCAAGUAUUACCGGAACCCCAUCUGCGGCGGCUUUCCCGACUACUGGGGUGUUUUCCGUGAGUACGACUUCUCCUCGCUGACGAUGCAGGGGGCCUAUGACCCAUGGCGCUACAUCUGGUUUUCCUUA